AUGUCAGCCAAUCGUCGGCGGAGGAUUCGAGUAGAGGAGCCAGAAGGGCAGCCCCUUUUACGCCGCCCCCUCUGCGAGAUUCCUGCGGAGCCGGAGCCACGCUUUGGGAACAGCCAGGCCCCCCAUGCACACCUAAAAGUGUACACAAAUAUUCACAGGAUACGCAGAGAUGUCGUCAGCAUCGUCGAGGAUUAUCUCACGCUUGAGCAGUUGACGGAUCUGCGACUGAACAUCUCCGUCGUCCGGCCGUUGGUGGACAAACUUUACGAACAGAAUGACAUCUCUCUCGUGUAUUGCUUGCUCGUCAAUCGGUCUCAGUUCUUAUACGAGCAGGAGCAUAUGUCGAAUAGACAGAACGUCAACUUCACGCGCGCAACCCUCUGCGAACUGGUGGCAACACGCAUUCUCCGGCGCUCUGGCGACGAUAAUCCGGGGUCCGAUGGGCUGCUUCUCCUCGCAAACAUCUUGGUUGCGGGGUUUAACCCCUUCCAGAAUGCCCCCGAGGAGGUUCGGCAAGAGGCCUCUCUUGGUUCUUCGUGGAUCCAUAACAGAACGCUGCCAGCACUGGAGGUAGCCAUCUUGAGCGGAAGCAGACACUUCCUCAGCUCGACGCAUUGUCAAAAGGUAGUUAACGCAAUAUAUAUUGGGCAAGUAAUUUAUACGCCAUCGACAUAUGGUACGCAGCUGGAUAUGAUACCCGAUCGGUAUAAGCAGCGGCCUAUCUCGUUAUACGAGCCGCGUGAGGCGCCUCUGCUCAACCAGUACCGUUUGACAGUACCACGCACUAGAAAUGUCCUGGAGAUCAUGCAGUUCCUCAUCCUCUUGUCUUUAUAUAUCCUGUUCAUGGUGGAGCGGAACCCGGACCAUCUAAGCAUAGUGGAGAUUGCGUUUUCGGUCUACGCGUUCGGUUGGGCUCUGGAUCAGUUUGCCACAAUUCUAGCACACGGAUGGAACGUGUACACGCAAAAUCUCUGGUCAUUCCUGGACGUCAUGUUUGUCAUCAUCUACUGGGCCUACCUAGUGUUGAGGAUCGCCGGCUGGAAAACCGGCCAGUUCGUCUUAGCUCAACAGGCACUCGACGUCCUUGCAAUGGGGGCACCCGUACUCAUCCCCCGGCUGGCGUUCAACUUGCUAUCGGACAACCUAGUAUUCUUAUCUAUACGGUCGAUGAUGGCAGAUUUCACCCUCCUCACGGCUUUGGCGGUCUGGUGUUUUCUCGGGUUUCUUCUCUCCAUGCUGUGGCUCGCCGAAGGCCGUCACAAUGCCUCGAACAUCAGCAAAUGGAUGCUCUGGAUCUGGUUUGGCUUGGACGGAACAGGGGUUUCACGCUCGACGGAAUUCCACUGGCUUCUGGGACCUGUUCUGAUGAUCACCUUCGCCUUUCUGGGCAACACGCUAUUCCUGACAAUUUUGGUCUCGAUGCUCUCUAAUACCUUUGCCACCAUCGUCACGAAUGCACCUGCCGAGAUUCAGUUCCGAAAGGCUGUCUUGACGCUCGAGGGCGUGAAGAGCGAUGCGAUAUUCGCGUACCAACCACCGUUUAACAUCAUCGCCCUAUUCGUUCUAGUUCCGAUGAGAUUUCUAGUGAGCCCUCGCUGGUUUCACAAAAUCCACGUAGCCACGGUUAGAGCGAUUAACUUGCCGGUACUACUGUUUAUCGCGGCGGUGGAGAGGCGACUGCUGUGGUCGGAUACGGAAUUGGCGCAGUAUCCGACGGAGCAGCUGCCGAAGAAACGCGGCCGGAGCUGGUUCUGGGAGAAAUGGCGACUAACGAGCCACGGGGAUAUUCAGGCCGUCUUCGACAUUCCCCCGCCGGAUUCAGUCGAAGAAGAUAUCGCCGUCGACGACGACAUGACUCACCACUUAAUCCGUAGGCAAUUUGCCCGGCAGCAAAGCUCGGGAGUGCUAGAGUCGAACAAGAAACAAGGAGACGACGGAGCGGACCAGCAACAACAGCGGCAACACAAGCCAGCGAGCCGCAGGGACUCGAUGGCUCCCUAUGGCACGUUAUCGGAGCAGAUACGUGCCAUCAUGAAUGAUUCAUCCGAGGAGGAUAGUGUAGCAGCCCGCCUGGAGAAGUUGGAGCAUGCUACCUUGAGAAUCGAGGAGAUGCUCACGAGAGUGUGCGACAGUGCCGCCGCCGCCAGCGGUAACACCCCAGCAAGAGCGGACGACUAA
This is a messenger RNA of Durotheca rogersii, 2178 nucleotides long. RefSeq names its product nonselective cation channel. The transcript has 8 exons. Lineage: Eukaryota; Fungi; Ascomycota; Sordariomycetes; Xylariales; Xylariaceae. Bases 1 to 2178 code for a protein of 725 amino acids. The record is from RefSeq and is a predicted model, not a curated record.